GGGGAGGCAGAGAGACAGAGGGAGGCAGAGAGCCAGAGACAAAUGGAGGAGAUCAACAGACUCAAACAACUGGUGGAUCUGCUGAUAACGCAACUACAACUGGCCCAGCAAGAGAUAGCGAUAUUGAGGCUAUGGCAGAAAGUCAUGGAAUAUCAGCGACCAAGACUGGCCUGGAACAACAAACCUAUUGAGACGGAAAGACAGAGUGAAAGACAGAGGGAAAGGGAGAGAAAAGCAGAAUUGGAGAGACAAGAAAUGAAGGAGAAAGUGAAACAGGCAGAGGAAACAAUAAAAGCGUUAGAACGAGAGAUUGAGAGAUUGAAAGAGAUUGAACAGGAAAUAGCAUUUGAAAGAAAAAGAGACAUGCGUAUUGCAGAGAAUGAGGAAGUCAAACAGGUUAACAAAAAGGUAAAAGAGUUAGAGAGAGAGGUUGAGAGAUUGAAAGAAGACAUGACAACAAAAGAGAUUCAAUACAAAAUAAAAUUUCAAAGAGCGAAAGAAGCGUUUAGAAGACAGAAUGAAAGAGUGAAACAGGUUAACAAAAAUGUACUAGUGUUAGACAGAGAGGUUGCGAGAAUGAAAGAAGAGAUUACAUUGAAAGAUGAGACUGGACCAGAGAGAAAAUUUGAUAGAGACAGAGAGAGAGAUGGAGAGAGAGAGAUGGAGAUGGAGGGAGAGAUAGAGAUGGAGAGAGAGAUAGAGAGAGAGACAGCCCUCAUCAAUGACAACAAGACGUCUGAACUGGAGGAAAUCUUCAAGGAUAUCAAGGAACAGAUGACAGAAUUAGAAAAUAUGGAAACAGACGAGUAUACAUGGAAACAGAACCAAAUGGCCAUGGAGGAGAAGACAGAGGGUGAGAACGACACACAGAAAGAGGUAGAAAGAACGAGAAAAGAGAAAAUACCAAAACAGGGACAACAAGAAGAGGAGAAGAAGAAGGAGAUGGAGGGAGGAGAAGAAGAGGAGAGACACAAACAGAAGCAAAUAGAGAUGGAAGAGGAAGAA
Messenger RNA from Coregonus clupeaformis (lake whitefish), 1005 nucleotides. RefSeq names its product histone-lysine N-methyltransferase, H3 lysine-79 specific-like. Lineage: Eukaryota; Metazoa; Chordata; Actinopteri; Salmoniformes; Salmonidae. The annotation marks the transcript as partial. The record is from RefSeq and is a predicted model, not a curated record. The transcript is spliced from 2 exons.